Molecule: messenger RNA, 1700 nt
Organism: Melopsittacus undulatus (budgerigar)
Lineage: Eukaryota; Metazoa; Chordata; Aves; Psittaciformes; Psittaculidae
Gene: RCAN1
Product: regulator of calcineurin 1
Exons: 4
Coding region: 86-847 (253 amino acids)
Biological process (GO): calcium-mediated signaling
Cellular component (GO): nucleus; cytoplasm
Molecular function (GO): calcium-dependent protein serine/threonine phosphatase regulator activity; nucleic acid binding
Source: RefSeq, a predicted model, not a curated record
CACAGCACAAGCCGUCGCUGCGAGGCGUUGGUGUUGCCGGCGGCAGCCAGGCUCCGCCCAGCGGGGGCUUCGCUCGCCCCCGGCCAUGGAGAGCGGCAGCGGCGGCGGGAGGGGCCCGACGGGGCAGGAGGAGCUGCAGCAGCCGCUGCCGCCGGCCGGGGAAGCCGGGGAGGAAGAGGAGGAGGACGAAGAAGAGGCGGCGGCGCUGCUGCUGCGGGCCCCCGGCGAGGACCAGACGGACUGGAGCUUCAUUGACGGCGAGAUGGAGGAGGUGGCGCUGCAGAACCUGCCCACCGCCACCAUCGCCUGCAACCUGGACCCCCGCGUUUUCCAGGAUGGCCCGUGCCGGGCCAAAUUUGAAUCACUAUUUAGAACAUUCGACAGAGAUAUCACCUUUCAGUAUUUUAAGAGCUUCAAAAGAGUACGAAUAAAUUUCAGUAACCCUUUAUCUGCAGCAGAUGCUAGAAUCCAGUUGCACAAGACAGAGUUCCUUGGAAAGGAAAUAAAACUGUAUUUUGCUCAGACUUUGCACAUUGGAAGCUCACAUUUGGCACCACCGAAUCCUGACAAACAGUUUUUGAUUUCACCUCCUGCCUCUCCACCUGUUGGCUGGAAGCAAGUGGAAGAUGCUACUCCAGUCAUUAACUAUGACCUUUUAUAUGCUAUCUCCAAGUUAGGACCAGGAGAAAAGUAUGAGCUACAUGCUGCAACUGACACUACUCCCAGUGUUGUCGUCCAUGUAUGUGAGAGUGACCAGGAAAACGAUGUGGAAGAAGAAACAAAGAAACCGAAACCAAAAAUUAUUCAGACGAGAAGGCCAGAUUAUACUCCUACCCAUUUUAGUUGAACUGCUGUUGUUUUUCCAAGGUUGCAAGUAGAUAUCUGCAAGGGGAAAAUUUACUGUGGAAACAGCAGGUCACAGGUUUGGUGGCAACAGCAGCAGUUACAAUAGGAGAAAUUCCAAUAUAAGUUUGCUCAGAAAAAAUAUAGGAAGUUUCAUCCUUACUCUUGAUGCUGCGAGUUGAUGGAUGCCAUGAGGGUAUUCCCAGAUUGCUGGGAGCAAAAGAUAGGCAGAAGAAGACAUUUUGAGACAUAACAGGACAAACUAGGUUUAUUUUUUUGGGGGGGUGCUAUAAGCUGUUCCAUUAUAAAGCAGCUGGGGGAAGCUUUCUUUGUUCUAACUCACAAAAAUCCUCAAACUAAUAGGCUAGUCAUUGUGUGGAGUACAUAGCGAUAACAGAGCUGGUUUUAAAGAUUAAAGUAUGGGAACUCUAAACCUUUUUCUUAAAAUAGAUUUUGUGCAUGUGUAUUCCUGGUCUUCUAAAGUAACUUUGCAUUAUUUUCUAUAGUUUCUCACAUGUUUCUGGAAAUCUGGGGAAUUGUUCAAAGUAUUUAUUAUCUCAGCAUCCUGGACUUACUACUAGAUGUGUAUAUACAUAUAUAUUUAUAUUUGUUUUUAUUGGCACUCAUUUUCCAGAAGACAUAAGAUUUCUUCAGCACCUUAUUUUGGUGCUAUGUAACUUGUGCUUUUAAAAUUUUAACCUUUUAAAUGCCUAUGUAGGGUUUUAUCUGGCAAAGUAAUGGAAAAAGUGCAAUAGGAAAGUUGUUUAAACAAGUUAAUUUUAAAUUAUUUAAGUUCAAAUAAUUUAUAUCUUCAGUAACGUCUGUUUGAUAGCUUUGACUUUCUCAUUUGGAAAAAA